AUGGACCUCAUUGGACCUAUGCCUGAGGGCAAAUGCCAGGUAAAGUACGCAGUUGUCGCUGUAGACUACUUCACCAAGUGGGUUGAAAGUGAAGCCUUAGCUACCAUCACUGCAGCUCGCAUCGAAACAUUCGUCUGGAGAAAUAUCGUAUGUCGCUUCGACAUCCCUCACGCCAUGGUCACAGACAACAGUCGGCAAUUUGACAAUGAUAAAUUUAAGCAAUUUUGCUCCAACCUCAAGAUACGUCUUUGUUUUGCCUCCCCACCCCCCAGUCUAAUGACCAAGUUGAAGCUGUGA
Prunus armeniaca (apricot) is the source of this 297-nucleotide messenger RNA. NCBI's taxonomy places the organism in Eukaryota, Viridiplantae, Streptophyta, Magnoliopsida, Rosales, Rosaceae. The record is from the annotation of a GenBank genome assembly.